Molecule: messenger RNA, 1248 nt
Organism: Naegleria lovaniensis
Lineage: Eukaryota; Heterolobosea; Eutetramitea; Acrasida; Naegleriidae
Exons: 1
Coding region: 1-1248 (415 amino acids)
Cellular component (GO): cytoskeleton
Molecular function (GO): actin filament binding
Source: RefSeq, a predicted model, not a curated record
AUGAAAAAGUUGGCAGUUUUGGUUUCUUUCGUGGAGAGUCGUGGGGACGGAUUUCAACGAGCUUGUUGUUCCGAUCCGAACCAAGUAGAGGAAGAGAGCUCAAUAAAACGAUCAGAAUCUGUUCUUUUUAAAGUGCAAUGGAAGAAAAUGAUGAAUGUAACAAUAGAUGAGAGUGUUAGAAAUGUUCGGAAGGAAAUUGUUGGCAGUACCAUGAAAACAUCCAAUCAAAAUAAGAAUGAUGAUGCCUUUAUUUUGGGAAUGAGAGAUGUAGAUGGAGAGUUUGUUUGGUUUGAAGAUGAAGAAAUGAUUCUUGAUGCUGAUUUAUUGUCGAAUUUAUGUAAACGUUCUUUGAUUAUUUCUCAAAAGAUGCCACAAAAAACAAGGCCAACACUCUUUGCUUUUCCAAAAUAUAGCACAGAGAAUGUAUCAAAGUUGUUGAGUGUGAGUCAUUUGGAUCAAUAUUCUCUGGAAGAACAAUUGGUAAGAACUGAGCUUGCAGCUUGCUAUCGAUUGUUCGAUUUGUUUGGAUGGACCGAUACAAUUUAUGGCCAUUUAACAGCAAGAGUCGUCAACGGAGAUAAGGAACAUUUUCUCAUUAAUCCUUUUGGGCUUCACUACAGUGAAAUUACUGCAUCCAGUCUUGUUAAGGUAGACAUUAAUGGAGAAAUUGUGGACCCUGGAUCCACUGGAGAUUUGUUUGGAAUUAAUAGAGCUGGUUAUGUGAUACACUCGGCUGUACACGAAGCUAGAGAUGACAUCUCUUGCGUUAUGCACAUGCAUUAUGCUCCAUGUGCUGGACUUUCUUGUAUCGAGAAUGGAUUUUUAAAGACUCUUUCUCAAACGAGCUCAAUUAUUGGAGACGUAGCCUAUCAUAAAUCAGAGGGCAUUGCAGUAAAUGCUGAGGAAAGAAAACGACUUCAGCAAGACUUGGGAUCCAAGAAAAAGAUCCUAGUGUUGGAAAAUCAUGGAGUGGUCACGUGUGGAGAAAGCGUUGGUGAAGCUUUUUUAUCCAUGUUUAUAUUGGCUGAGGCUUGUAAAAUUCAAAGCGAGGCUGUGUGUAUGAACAAUGGAAUGCCAAAUGGAAAGAUGAUCCAAGUCGAUGAAUCUAUUGCUGACAAAUCGUUCGAUAUUGCACAUGGAUUUACAAAAGAAGGAUUUGGAAGAAAGGAGUUGUGUACUUAUAUGAGAUAUUUGGAUUACCUAUUUGAAUCGGGAAAGACAUCAUGUAUUCCUCAUUAUCGUACAUAG